Astyanax mexicanus (Mexican tetra) is the source of this 984-nucleotide messenger RNA. It is a transcript of the gene gfral, whose product is annotated as GDNF family receptor alpha like. Lineage: Eukaryota; Metazoa; Chordata; Actinopteri; Characiformes; Acestrorhamphidae. The transcript is spliced from 5 exons. The coding region runs from base 1 to 984 and encodes 327 amino acids. Gene Ontology annotation, molecular function: signaling receptor activity. The record is from RefSeq and is a predicted model, not a curated record. Gene Ontology annotation, cellular component: external side of plasma membrane; signaling receptor complex. Gene Ontology annotation, biological process: nervous system development.
AUGAGGGUCCCGAACACCGCGCUGAUCACCGUGUUAUAUUUGGCUUGGCCGGUGGUUGGCAGCAGGAUAUCACUGGGCUGUUUGUUGUUUAUGCAGCCGUGUGUUUCACCAGAGAUCUGCAAAAGUGAGCUUCUGAGAAAUAUCUGCAGCUCUAAAGAUAGCGGCUGUGAAACGCUGAGCUCUGAGCGCUGUAAUGUGACUAUCCAGGCAUUAUUAACCCACUACUCAAACUGCAAGCACGUGUGCACAGAGGAUGACCCAUGCAGUACUCUACAGCUGCUGUCUUCUUCAUGCCAGUCAUACUCUGGUACAGUUUAUUUAAUCCUCAAAUUGAUCCUCUCUCUCUAUCUGUUCCCAAACACAGAUCCUCGCUCAGACUCAUCCUGUCUGCAGGUGAUGACCAGGUGUGUUGGGGAUGAAGUGUGUAACAGGCAGCUGGUGCCGUUUGUCCAGUCCUGCUCUGAGACGCAGUGUGAGGGCAGUAGCUGCAGGUUGGCCACCAGAAGCUUCUUCACAGGCCUGCCCCAGAACACGGCUGAGAUGCUGAUGUUCUGCCAGUGUGAGGAAGCUGACCAGGACUGUCGAGACGUCCAAAACAUCCUGCAGUCAAGCUCCUGCUCAGCAAAUCAGACGCCAUGGAACUGCCUGGAGAUGUUAGAAAGCUGCUCUGCUGAGAGGCUCUGCAGGCAGACGUUUGAGGGGUUCUUGUCCAAGUGCUUUGGCUCUGAGGAAGCUUCUUUUAGUGGAUAUUCCACGAGGGAACUGUUACACCUUAUAGAUGCAGACUUCUUCCGUAGUGGAGACAAAGAAUGCAGGAAGGCCUUUGUUGCAACAAUGGGGUCUCCACUGCAGAGCCCAUGCACCUGCCAUGGACUUCACCAUGAGAACUCUUACAGAUGCAACAUGCUGAAGCAGGCCGUUCAAAACAGAACUCAAUUCAGUAAGUAUUUAUGCAGUCUUUAUUUCACCACAGCCAGUAACUAA